GGCGCCGCAGUUAGGCCGCGGGGGGAGACCAUGGCAGCCACCUUCUUUGGGGAGGUGGUGAAGGCGCCGUGCCGAGCGGGGACGGAGGACGAGGAGGAGGAAGAGGAGGAGAGGAGGGAGACGCCGGAGGACAGGGAGGUCCGGCGGCAGCUGGCGCGGAAGAGGGAGGUGCGGCUCCUUCGAAGACAAACAAAAACAUCUUUGGAAGUUUCUCUGCUAGAAAAAUAUGCUUGCUCCAAGUUUAUAAUUGCUAUAGGAAAUAAUGCAGUAGCAUUUUUGUCAUCAUUUGUUAUGAAUGCAGGAGUCUGGGAAGAAGUUGGUUGUGCUAAACUCUGGAAUGAAUGGUGUAGAACAACGGACACUACACAUCUGUCUCCCACAGAGGCUUUUUGUGUGUUUUAUCAUCUAAAAUCGAGUCCCUCGGUUUUCCUCUGUCAGUGCAGUUGCUACGUUGCUGAGGAUCAGCAGUAUCAAUGGCUGGAAAAGGUUUUUGGCUCUUGUCCAAGGAAGAAUAUGCAAGUAACUAUUCUCACAUGUCGACAUGUUACUGACUAUAAAACUUCAGAAUCUACUAGCAGCCUUCAUUCUCCUUUCCUGAAAGCCCUAAAAACACAGAAUUUCAAAGAGCCUCCAUGCUGUUCACUGCUAGAACAACCGAAUAUCGUACAUGAUCUUCCCGCAGCAGUUAUGAGUUACUGUCAAGUAUGGAAAAUCCCUGCAGUUCUGUACUUGUGUUAUACUGAUGUGAUGAAAUUAGACCUAAUUACAGUGGAAGCUUUUAAGCCUCUGCUUUCUUCCAGAAGCCUGAAAGGUUUGGUUAAGAAUAUUCCCCAGAGCACAGAGAUACUGAAGAAAUUGAUGACAACAAAUGAGAUUCAGAGUAACAUUUACACAUGAUUCCAGAUUGUUUUGUAAAGUGUAUUACCCAUCCAUUCCUUUAGGGGGAGCAAUGUGCACUGUUUUGUAGGUUCCUUUUUUUUUCAGGGGGUAUUUUCUGGGUGUUAAAAAGAGAAUAAACUUACUUUAAUUCAUUGUA
Molecule: messenger RNA, 1036 nt
Organism: Diceros bicornis minor
Lineage: Eukaryota; Metazoa; Chordata; Mammalia; Perissodactyla; Rhinocerotidae
Gene: PSMG1
Product: proteasome assembly chaperone 1
Exons: 7
Coding region: 31-897 (288 amino acids)
Biological process (GO): proteasome core complex assembly
Cellular component (GO): endoplasmic reticulum
Molecular function (GO): proteasome binding
Source: RefSeq, a predicted model, not a curated record